CCAAUCCACGUGCACGCCAUUCUUCUACCUGUCGGAACCUGUGUGUAUCAGUCGGUCGCAAUCACGAUGCAGAGAUAGAGGCGCUCUCGAACAUCGGACAUUGGACGUUAGAGGACAAAUACUGGAACGAGGGGGAGAGAGUUUGAGACUCAAAGAGUGGACACCCCCUUCUGGGGUAUUCCAACUACAGACAAUACACAUGCGGCCUGUUGUCAAGCCUGGCAGCAGCGAGAAUGCCCCCAACAACACAACCAGACAAGACGAGCAGACAGUCGUCCGCCAGCAAAGGCUUCUUCAGACGUCACCGAGACAAGUCAGACAGUCGCUAUGAGGGAAGUCUUGCGAGCGUCGAGUCGAACACGAAUGGAUCCCUUAGCUCACGAUUUUCGAAAAGAGAGUCCGUCCUGUCCAACGAAGGUCAGGAUGCUGACUAUGCUGGCCUUAACAUGACCGCCGGCGUUAUUACCUCGAUACCAUACUCUACAACCACCGGAUCGCACACGCCCAUAAUUGUGGAACAUUUGCCCAAAGAUGAACAGGUUCCAGGAAGGGAGCCGCAGCCACAUCAACUUGCUCGCGGCACAGACUUUCACCAGUAUCCUGCGUUCAAUGGAACCCCAAAUGGAGCCUCCCAUCCCACAGGCCCACGGCCGCCGCCUCAUUCGAGUACCGUCAACGGGGUCACGAUGGCUUCCAGUCAAGCGGGCGAUAGGGGCACAAAAUAUCAACAAUGGGGUCGCCCUGGGAGUAGCAACGGCCCUCAACAUGGCACAUACGAAUCGGUGUCCACAACGGAGUCCUAUGGAGGACGACGCAAAUCGUUCGAUGGCGCAAGUAUAAAAUCGACCGCAUCGUCCACCACCAGAGCGUCCAGCAUCUUUUCGUCUGAGAAUUCUUCGCGCACGGCGAUACCAUCGCGACAAGACUCCGAUGCUAUCUCAAUGAAACUGGUGUCUCCGACACAUUCCAGGCUCUCUAAACUUAGUUCUCAUGCUGGCUGGCCAGCGCAACAACCUUCAGCUUUCAGUUCAACUCAGUCUUUUACCCCUGCUGGAUUCUACCUUCCCAAGCCGCAGAGCGACGAAGAAAUUGAGCAGCUUUUCCUACAGCUAAUGCACAAGCGUGGCUGGCAAAACCUCCCUGAACAAGCUAGGCGGCAAAUGACGGCAUACGCCCCCGCGAAGAAAUGGACUCUCGUGCAUCAAGACAAAUUGACCGAGUGGCAGGGGGAGCAGAAGAGGAGACAGCAGGCUCGACAAACUGGAACCGUUGAGGGACCGGUCUCCCGAGAUGUGGACGGUACCCCUGAAUGGUAUGUCAAGAAAAUUAUGAAUAACACCAUCUCUUCGAAAGAGCUACAGAGUCUGAGUGUCUCUCUGCGAACUCAACCGAUUGGCUGGGUGAGGACUUUUAUCGAGGCACAAGGUCAGAUAGCCUUGACGAGCGUAUUACUGAAGAUCAAUCGACGCCAGGCCAGUGGGCCUACUCUUCAGAGCACAACCGGUUCAGCGGAGAAGGACCUGGACAGAGAGUACGAUAUUGUCAAAUGUCUGAAAGCGUUGAUGAACAACAAAUAUGGCGCCGACGAUGCUUUGACGCACGAACAGAUUGUAGUGGCGCUGGCGACGUGCCUCAUCUCGCCUCGCCUUACUACAAGAAAAUUGGUCAGCGAGGUUUUGACGUUUCUCUGUCAUUGGGAUCAAGGGCAGGGCCACCUGAAGGUAAUACAAGCCUUGGACCAAGUCAAGAAUAUGAUUAAUGAGAAUGGUCGCUUCGACGCAUGGAUGCGCAUUGUCGAGGUCACGAUCGAUGGCCGAGGCAAGAUGGGCAGUCUGGUAGGAGCCAGUGAAGAAGUCAGGAGUGGUGGUAUUGGCAUGGAAAACCUCCUGAUGGAGUAUGCUGUCGCGACUUUGGUGCUUAUCAACAUGUUGGUUGAUGCGCCUGAGCGAGAUUUGCAGCUACGAUGCCACAUCAGGGCCCAAUUCAUUGCCUGCGGCAUAAAACGUAUUCUGGUGAAGAUGGAAUCUUUCCAAUACGAUGUCAUCGACAAGCAAAUUGCGAAGUUCAGGGAGAACGAGGCCAUCGACUAUGAAGAUCUGCUGCAACGAGAAGGCAGCAGCAUGGUGGACAGUAUCGAAGGUGAAGUCAAGGACAUGACCGAUCCCAUGCAGAUCACAGACGCCAUCAUGUCCAAGGUCAACGGCACAAGAACGCAAGACUAUUUCAUAUCGGCGAUGCAACAUAUGCUAUUACUGCGAGACAACAAUUCAGACGACCGUCUUAGGAUGUUUCAACUCGUGGACGCCAUGCUGAGUUAUGUGGCAAUGGAUCAACGGCUGCCAGAUAUGGACUUGAAGCAGAGUCUGAACUUUACGGUCCAGAAUCUGCUUAACAGGUUGCAUACUGACGAUGAAGCUCGAAUCGCGUUCGAUGAGGCCACGGAAUCUAGACAAAUUGCUGAAGCAGCGCUGGCUGAACGCGAUGAGAUGGCAGCACAGAUCUCACUCGGUGCCGAUGGAUUGGUCAAGAAACUGCAGAAGCAGAUCGAGGAACAGGAAGGCAUCAUCGAAAUGCAAGCCAGACAAGCAGAAUCUCUGAAGUCCGAGGUUGCUGAACUUCAGAGGAUUCGGGCUCAAGAACUGCAGAGGAAUGAGCUCGAAACCAGGGAGCUUUACCUUAUGCUCAAGGAUGCUCAGGAUGUAGCCGCUUCCCGAGCUGUGAAGGGCGCCCCCACUCAAGAUCCUGCCCAGAUGCAAGGUAUCCUGGAUAGGGAGAAGUUGAUGGAGCGUCUCGAGCGCAAUCUUGAACGCACCAAGACCCAAUUCAAGCUCGAAGGGAAAGUCUGGGGCCAGACAGGCCCAUCGAACCGACUUAGAGAGCUCCGCGAAAAGAUGGACGAUCUGGAUGAUGCUGAGUUCCAGGAAAACACACAGAGACAUCUCACAAACAGUGCUAUUGGAAGCGUCCAUCGCAGCAACGCCCUGAAGGGACCUAGGAGAGCAGCACUGGAAGCUCUAGCCGCUAGCGAGGACGUCGAUUUUGUUGACGAGGACGAAGAGCAAGACGCAGUCAUCUAUGAGAAGCCACGUCUGGUUGAAUUCUCCAAACCCAAGAUGACAGCACAGCAGCAAUCAAGCCUCAUGGGUGAGAUCACGUCGAAGGUCAAGAAAGUCGACGACGAUAGCGACGACAACACAGGUGAUGGCGAUGGUGUCACGACUGGGCCUACUCAUCCAAGUAUCGAGUCCGAGUCUCCAAGGACACCGGUUGAUGUAGCACAAGUUGAUUCACAGUUGGAAGCCAAAUCUGAGGCCAAAUUCGAUGGUCCUCCACCUCCACCACCGCCUCCGCCGCCUCCGCCAGGUCUGAUACCGGGCACCAUCCCCAGCUUCGCUACAGGUCCGCCACCUCCACCUCCUCCGCCACCACCGCCAUUCAGUCCUGGAAUGCCUCUCUCUCCGACACCGUCGAUGCCUGGCUUCACUGGAGGUCCUCCUCCACCUCCACCUCCUCCACCUGGCUCACUACCUAUGAGUCCGAUAUCACCAAUGGCCCCUCCAGCACCUGGCGCACCGCCGCUACCUGGAGCUCAGCAUGGUCACUACCUACCUCUGUCACCUGUUGUGCCUGUCCCUAUGCUCAAGAACCCUGUCAUGCGUCCAAAGAAGAAACUCAAGGCCUUCCACUGGGACAAAGUCGAUACGCCGCAAGUGACUGUUUGGGGCGGCAGCACCGCGAACAUGGAAGCCAGAGAAGAAAAGUACCGCGAGUUGCAACGGAAGGGCGUCCUCGACGAGGUGGAGAAGCUUUUUGUUGCCAAAGAUAUUAAGAUUCUUGGCGCUGGCUCAGGCAGGGGUAAGAGCGACAAGAAGCAAAUCAUCAGUAGCGACAUGAUGCGGAACUUCCACGUCUCAAUGGCCAAGUUCAAAAACGAUCCCGCUGAUGAGGUCGUAAGAAAGAUCAUCCAUUGUGAUAAAGAGGUCCUGGACAACAACGUGGUUAUGGACUUCCUUCAGAGAGACGAUCUCUCCACUAUACCCGAAAAUGUUGCCAAAUUAAUGGCGCCUUACAGCAAGGACUGGACAGGACCUGAUGCCAUAUCCUCGAAACGAGAGCAGGAUCCUUCUGAGCUGACAAGAGAAGACCAAAUCUAUUUGCAGACAGCGUACGAAAUGCAUCAUUACUGGAAGGCAAGAAUGCGAGCUCUGGCUCUGACAAGAACAUACGAGGGUGAGUACGACGAAAUCUCGCACAAACUGAAGGAGAUUGUCAAUGUCUCCGAGGCUAUCCGCGAUUCUACCUCUCUCAUGAGCGUCCUCGCUCUUAUCCUCGACAUUGGCAACUAUAUGAAUGACUCCAACAAGCAAGCAUCUGGAUUCAAACUCAGUUCGCUUGCCCGCCUGGGCAUGGUCAAAGACGACAAGAACGAGACGACCUUUGCCGAUUUAAUCGAGCGUAUCGUCCGCAACCAGUACUCUCAAUGGGAAGUUUUCGUCGAAGAUAUAGCAGGUGUUGUCACGGCCUCAAAGUUCAACGUUGACCAACUGCGACAAGACGCCAAGAAGUACAUCGAAAACAUCAAGAAUGUCCAAGCCUCGUUGGAUGCUGGUAACUUGAGUGACCCUAAGAGGUUCCAUCCUCAAGACCGCGUUGCUCUAGUGGUACAGCGAUCGAUGAAGGAGGCAAGACGGAAGGCUGAACAAAUGCAGCUUUUCCUGGACGAGACAUCGAGGACGUACGAUGAUAUUAUGACCUACUUCGGAGAGGACAACCAAGACGAAAAUGCUAGAAGGGAGUUCUUCAGCAAACUUGGAGGUUUCGUGGCUGAGUGGAGAAAAUCUCGGGAAAAGAACGUCACGAUGGAAGAGAAUAGGCGCCGUCUCGAUGCUAGCAUGGCCAGAAAGAGAGCUCAAGGCAGCCAAAAUGCCAGCGGCGAGAGAAGCGGUGCAGAGACACCUGGCAGUCCCCCCGCCAAUGGUGCCAUGGAAUCACUCCUGGAGAAACUUCGAGCGGCGGCGCCUCAGGUGAAAGAUCAGCGCGACCGUAGAAGGCGUGCCAGGCUGAAGGAGAAACAUGAACAAAGAGUCGCUAGUGGCCAACAAUUGCCCGACCUGCCUGUGAAAGACGGGGUUGAGGAAAGUCGUGGACUCAGCAGCCUUGGCGAGGAGCCGAAUGGAGACCAUCUCAGCACUGAAGAUGGGAUCAGUGCAAGAGGCGACGUGAGCGAAAGUGAAGACGUGGCCGAUCGAGCAUUGAGAGCUCUUCAGGAGAUGAGAAGUGCGGUACCCUCAGAUGGCGACGAGAUCGACGUCCGAAGGCGGAGACACGGGGCUGACGAAGAGCGAAAGAAUCGCAGAAUGCGACGGCGGACGGCACACCAGAGUACCACUUCGGUCAGAGACUCCGUACAAUCUGAGGCGAAGGUUGACGCCGAUGAGGACGAGGCGCCAGAUGAUAAAAGAUCGUCUGCGGGGACAUUGAGUCCUAUGUCAAGCCAGCAUCCACCGGCUAUCAUUGUCAGUCCGACAUUUGAUGAUGAGCCUGCUGGGAAAGAGCACGAAGCCGGAGCCGUCGACGCAGGGACGUAAUGCUGUCUAUCUGCCGCCUGGGAUUGUAAGGGGUAUAUCUUGGAUUGGGAGGCUUUUGUCGUAUUCCAUGCACUUAUGGUUGCACCUACACUAACAGGGAGUGUAUUGUAUUUGGAACCAGAUACCCAGAUUAAUUGAGCGAAUAGCCUGUUUUCAACAAGAACUACUAUAAGGAGCGUCUAGUUGGGAGGGACAUGUAGCG
Messenger RNA from Exophiala viscosa, 5790 nucleotides. RefSeq names its product cytokinesis protein. Bases 234 to 5588 code for a protein of 1784 amino acids. The transcript has a single exon. Gene Ontology annotation, biological process: mitotic actomyosin contractile ring assembly; actin filament bundle assembly; barbed-end actin filament capping. Gene Ontology annotation, molecular function: small GTPase binding; actin binding. Gene Ontology annotation, cellular component: cell division site; mating projection tip. The record is from RefSeq and is a predicted model, not a curated record. Lineage: Eukaryota; Fungi; Ascomycota; Eurotiomycetes; Chaetothyriales; Herpotrichiellaceae.